Messenger RNA from Penicillium expansum, 3852 nucleotides. Its product is annotated as ABC transporter, integral membrane type 1. The transcript is spliced from 7 exons. Gene Ontology annotation, biological process: transmembrane transport. The record is from RefSeq and is a predicted model, not a curated record. Gene Ontology annotation, molecular function: ATP binding; ATP hydrolysis activity; ABC-type transporter activity. Lineage: Eukaryota; Fungi; Ascomycota; Eurotiomycetes; Eurotiales; Aspergillaceae. Gene Ontology annotation, cellular component: membrane. Bases 1 to 3852 code for a protein of 1283 amino acids.
AUGUUGGACAAAGGCGCGACAAGCGCGAAACCACCCUCCCCUAUGGCGCCCGGUUUGAAGUUACAAGAACACGAGAACGAGAUUCUCAGGCGCCAAAUAGACACUUCGGAAUCGCAGAUGAGUCGUUUGGGGCUUUUGUAUUCAUGUGCAACAAAGUACGAACUAUUUGUCUUGGUCAUCAGCUCAAUAGCAGCUAUAACUGGAGGGGCCCUUCAACCCAUAUCGUUUCUCUUUUUAGGUGGAUUGGCCCAAGCAUUCAAGGAGUUCUUCCUCGGAACGGCUUCUGGCUCUCACCUCUCAUCUCUGGUUGCAAGAUUUGCCCUGUAUUAUGUAUACAUCGCCAUUGGACAGUUUAUUUCAGUGUACAUCUCGACAGCCGGAUUCAUGAUAGGAGGAGAGAAUAUAACCCAACGACUCCGAGAGAGAUAUCUCGCCGCUAUCCUCCGCCAAAACAUAGCAUUUUUUGAUGUCCUUGGAGCUGGAGAAAUAACAACCAGGAUUACGGCUGAUAUGAAUCUGAUCCAAGAUUCUUUGACAGGCAAACUUUCUCUGACUCUGUACUCAUGUUCCAAUUUCGGGACAGCUUUUAUCAUCAGCUUCGUGAAAAGCUGGCGCAUGGCUUUGAUUCUGAUAUCUGCAAUUGUGGCAGAAACGGGAUCCAUGAGUAUAUGCUCGUCGUUUAUGGUCAAGUAUACGCACAUGUCUCUGUCAGCAUAUGCAGACGGAUCGACAGCUGCCGAGGAGGCCAUCAGUUCAAUCAAGCAUGUUACUGCAUUUGGAAUCCAAGACAGGCUGGCCGAUCGGUAUCAGAAAUUUCUCACUAAGGCAGAGGCUUAUGGUCUGAAGAGUCGUAUUGCUCUUGCGGUCAUGAUGGCCAUCAUGAAUGGCGUUAUAUUCCUGACCUACGGACUCACAUUCUGGCAAGGAUCUCGUUAUCUUGUUGUUGGAGAUAUUGAACUGGGAGCUCUUAUAACCAUUCUUCUUGCUACGCUGACUGGAGCGUUCACGUUUGGUAACAUCGCACCUAAUUUCCAAGCGUUCGCAACUGGCGUGGCAGCAACAGGAAAGAUCCUUGCAACCGUGUCCAGGCAUUCACCGCUGGAUCCAUCAUCCUCCAUAGGAAGCAGUCUACAAGCUGUGUCUGGGACGAUAGAAUUCAAGAACAUUCGCCAUGUUUACCCUUCUAGGCCAGACGUACUGACUUUAGAUGGAGUAAAUCUUGUAUUUACAGCUGGGAAGACGACCGCGAUUGUGGGUGCUUCUGGCUGUGGGAAAAGCACGUUGGCAGGUCUGAUUGAAAGGUUUUACGAACCAAUCAGUGGUGAAAUAUUACUCGAUGACCACGACAUCACGUCUCUAAAUCUGCAAUGGUUACGCCGACAGAUAGCGAUCGUCACACAAGAGCCCACACUCUUCGCCACAACUGUAUUUGAAAAUAUUAGAUUUGGGCUCACAGGUACUGAACACGAAAAUUCUCCUCACAAUGUGGUAGAAAGCCUUGUGUUUGAUGCAGCAAAGAAAGCCAACUGUUUUGAGUUCAUUUCUGCGUUGCCGGACGGAUUUCACACCAGUGUUGGUGAAAGGGGCUCAUUGCUUUCGGGUGGACAAAAGCAGCGAAUUGCCAUUGCAAGGGCUAUUAUUAGCAAUCCGAAGGUCUUGCUACUGGAUGAGGCUACUUCAGCUCUAGAUGCCCAGGCGGAGCGGCUGGUACAGGCAGCGCUUGAUGUUGCUGCCAAAGGUCGGACAACGAUCACAAUAAGUCACCGACUAUCCACUAUCAUGGCGGCAGAAAACAUUGUUGUCAUGUCUCACGGACGCGUGGUUGAGCAAGGAACCCACAACGACCUACUUGAGAAACGAAAAACGUAUUACGAGUUAGUGGAGAAGCAGCGCAUGUCAACCGAAAGGGGUAUCGUCAUUAGUGAAGCAAAGUCGGCUCUCUAUGCAGAUCCCGAGUUUCCCGACUUGAAAGGUGAGGGCAAUGAGUCCAAAAAGUACACAUGCGAGAUGGGAGAGUACCGGGGAGCCACAGACCUCAAGAAAGAUUCUGAAGCGGACUUUGGCGAACGUAAAUACUCCUUGUGGACUUUGAUAAAGUUCGUUGCCAACUUUAACAAGGAAGAAACGCUUACUAUGGUUUGGGGCCUGCUUUUUUCAAUCGUCACAGGGGCUGGAAAUCCCACGCAAGCUGUGCUUUACGGCAAAACAAUUGCGGCAAUGUCGUUACCUCCUAAUAUGUAUGGAAAGUUACGUCAGGAUGUCAACUUCUGGAGUGCGAUGUAUGUGAUGCUAGGAGGUACUGCAUUCCUGGGCUGGGGAGCAUCAGGUCUCUGUUUCGCCUACUGCUCGGAGCGCCUCAUUCAUCGUGCCAGAGAUCGUUCUUUCCGAGCAAUGCUCUAUCAGGAUAUUUUCAUGUUCGACAAAGCUGGGUUUUCUGCUGGUUCGCUCACAGCCUCACUGUCCACGGAUGCCACCAACCUUGCGGGAAUGAGUGGUGUGACACUGGGCUCUAUCUUCAUUGUCUCAACGACUUUGAUUGCUGGAAUUGCCAUUUCAAUUGCGAUAGGUUGGAAGCUAGGACUCGUUUGUACCGCAACCAUUCCAAUUGUUCUUUCUUGUGGUCUCGUCCGACUCAAGAUCCUCGGGGAAAUAGCUCGACAGUCGAAGGCAGUAUAUGCAGCUUCAGCAACCUAUGCAUGUGAAGCAAGCUCUGCCAUCAAGACGGUUGCAUCGUUAAAUCUCGAAAGCCAUGUACAGGAAGAGUAUCAUAAAAUAUUGGAAGCCCAGAGACAAAAAUCAGUCGUUUCAACGCUCAAGUCAUCAACCUUUUAUGCAGCCUCACAGUCAGCCAACUUCUUAUGCAUUGCGCUGGCCUUCUGGUAUGGAGGAAGUUUAAUAGUUCGUGAAGGCUAUUCUAUGGUGCAGUUCUUCAUCGCCUAUGCAGCUAUUGUGGUAGGCGCAUUCAGCGCCGGAGCUAUUUUUUCCUUUGCGCCAGAUAUGAGCAAAUCCCGCCAGGCGGCCCAGGACAUCAAAAGGUUGUUGGACCAACCUGUCAACAUUGAUGCCCGCCAAGAAACUGGUGACCUGUUAUUAACCAAAAUCGAUGGUAGCUUGGAGAUGCGGAAUAUCUAUUUCCGAUACCCCAACAGACCGGAGAGGGUGGUUGUUAACGGCCUAAGCUUGAGUGUUCAACCAGGACAAUACAUCGGUCUUGUAGGAGCGAGUGGUUGUGGGAAGAGCACCAUCAUUGCUUUGCUGGAGCGGUUCUUUGAUCCUGAAGUGGGUCAGAUAUUGGUUGAUGGGAAAGACAUUUCCAAGUUGAAUGUCCAAAGCUACAGGAGUCACCUUGCUCUAGUCAGUCAAGAGCCAACACUGUAUCAAGGAACCAUCAGGGAGAAUAUUACCCUGGGAACCAACGACGACGAUGUUUCCGAGGAGAAGAUCACCAAAGUAUGCAAGGAUGCCAAUAUCUAUGACUUCAUUCAAUCUCUGCCUGAAGGCUUCUCGACCCUCAUAGGGGCGAGGGGUGGUAUGCUCUCUGGCGGGCAGCAACAACGAAUAGCCAUUGCGCGAGCGCUUCUCCGUGAUCCACGUAUCCUCCUUUUAGAUGAGGCAACCUCUGCACUCGAUUCGGAGUCUGAAAAGAUCGUCCAGGAUGCUCUGAAUGCGGCGGCUCAAGGCCGAACAACAGUUGCCGUUGCGCAUCGAAUAAGCACGGUGCAGAAAGCCGAUUGUAUUUAUGUGUUGCAUGAAGGUAAUGUUGUGGAACAGGGGACGCAUAAACAGUUGAUGGAGCUGGGGGGAAGGUAUUUUGAGUUAGUGAGGUUACAGAGCUUGGAGAAGUCAGAUUAG